This is a messenger RNA of Zasmidium cellare ATCC 36951, 756 nucleotides long. RefSeq lists its product as uncharacterized. The record is from RefSeq and is a predicted model, not a curated record. The coding region runs from base 1 to 756 and encodes 251 amino acids. The transcript is spliced from 4 exons. Gene Ontology annotation, cellular component: membrane; endomembrane system. NCBI's taxonomy places the organism in Eukaryota, Fungi, Ascomycota, Dothideomycetes, Mycosphaerellales, Mycosphaerellaceae.
AUGGCGCACAAACAGGCCGCCCGCCAACUGCUGGGCAAACAUCCGCUCCAGAGGCUGCCUUCUCCCUCCCGUGGAGCCUCUGCGGUUCUACACACAAUUGGCUUGGCGUCGUUUGCCUACUCCUUCAACUACCUCGUCACCCAUCCCAAUCCGGUAAACGAAUCCUAUGGCUGGCAUUUACAAUAUCUCACGAUCAUCGGCCUCUCCCUGGCCACCACCACCUUCGCCAUAGGCCUGCUGGCCGACCUGACCCUCUCCCACCGCCUGUUCCAGAUGAAGAACAUCCUCAGCGUGGCCAGCGCACCGAUGGAAUGUCUGAUCAGCCUGCUCUACUGGGGCCUGCGAGCCAUUGACCCCAAACUCGUCAUGCCCGAGUGGGCUCCACCGCUCGAGUUCUCCGCCGACUUGUCCUUUCACGCCAUGCCCGCCAUCUCCCUCGUCGUGGACUUGCUCUUCUUCUCUCCCCCAUAUACCAUUGCGUUUCUUCCCGCGUUGGGCUUGAGCGGUGUGAUUGCCUUUGGAUAUUGGUUCUGGAUUGAGAGGUGCUAUCAAUUCAACAACUUCUACCCUUAUCCCAUUUUUGACCUUCUGGAUACUACUCAGCGAGUUGGGCUCUUUGCUGUUUCCGCCCUCUUGAUGACGACCGCCACGGCGCUGCUUGUAUGGCUAUAUGCAUUAGUCAAUGGGAAAGACAUGGAAGAUGUGGUGAAUGGAGAUCUCAAGAAAGCGAAGAGUGGCAAUGUCAAGGGACAAUAG